AAAAAUGGAAGAACAACCUAAAUCAAUUGCAGGACCACAUUCCUGUGUACAAUCUUUAGUCUUAAUCACCUAAUUCAAUUGCAGGACCAUUUCAGACUCCUGUGCAGGUAAACAUAAUGAAGGCAACAACUAUAAAGAGGUGGGAAAAAAUACAGAUGAGAGAGAUGCGGAGAAAGAGAGGCACUUGGUUGUUAUUUGAGAGGCAAUCCAUCAGCAACGUGCAGCUGCACUUGUCAACACCCUCCCUCAAAGCUCCAAACCAAACCAAGCCUUCUCCUUUUUCUUGCAUAAACUCCAACUCCACCGUUAUCCCAUAUCACGUCAACAUCUUAAACUCACCAGAUUGAUUGCCUGUAAACAUGCCAGAAUCGAGCAUCGAAUCCUUCUCUCAGCUUCCGUUCAUCCGACCACAACACGCCAACAAUUUCAUGGCCAUCGAAUCAUUUUCUAAGCUUCCACUCCUUCGAAUGCACCGACAGACCAAUAACUUCAUGGACGUCGAAUCCUUCUCUCAAAUUCCAUUCAUUCGUCAGGCACAACGGACAGACAACUUCAUGGCCGUUGAAUCCUCCUCUCAGCUUCCAUUCAAUCGUCUGCCAAGACAAACCAACAACUUCAUGGUCGUUGAAUCAUUCUCUGAGCUUCCAUUCAUUCAACCACCACAACAGAAGGACAAUUUUAUGGUUGUCGAAUCCUUCUCUCAGAUUCCGUUCUUACGACUGCCGCAACAGGCCAACAACUUCAUGGCCAUCGAGUCCUCCUCUCAACUUCCAUUCAUCAGACCGUCAAAACGGACUGAUGACUCCAUGGCCGUCAAAUCCUUCUCUCAGCGCCCGUUCAUCCAACCACUACAACAGACCGACAACUUCACGAUCGUUGAAUCCUUCUCUGGACUUCCAUUCAUCCAACCACCACAACAAAACAAUUCAUCCUCCUCCAUCAUUCGUAUUUUUGGCAUUGACGUUGAUUAUAAAAAUACCAACAGCUGCACCAACUGCAGAAGCAAUAUCAACACCAACAAAAGCUCACCAAGAGAAUCUACUAUCCCGACCAAAGUCGUCGUAGUGGACCCCAUCCACAGCUUUGAGUGCCACUACCGCCUCCGCAACUUCCCAACCUCCCAAGCCCUCGACGGUCACCAGAACGCCCACAAUAAGCGGGUCCCUCUCCAGAGGUUGGUCGCUACAAUGUCCUUGCACAGGUCUCUGAGUAGCGAGGUUGCACAUGUGACAGAAAAUGUGAGUUUGGAUCUUCACCUGUGAACCAUAGAGGAGAGACUCGAUCGACGCUUGCUUAUAGAACUAUGCCUUCGUCAUUCUUGUUAUGUUAUCUUGAGAUUUGUAUCUCAUGUUUUUUGUUAUUAUAUAAUGAGGGGAAAUGAGUUUAGACCUUUACCUGUGAACUGU
This is a messenger RNA of Asparagus officinalis (garden asparagus), 1406 nucleotides long. RefSeq lists its product as uncharacterized. The coding region runs from base 360 to 1262 and encodes 300 amino acids. Gene Ontology annotation, molecular function: DNA-binding transcription factor activity. Gene Ontology annotation, biological process: trichome morphogenesis; response to gibberellin; trichome differentiation. The record is from RefSeq and is a predicted model, not a curated record. The transcript has a single exon. NCBI's taxonomy places the organism in Eukaryota, Viridiplantae, Streptophyta, Magnoliopsida, Asparagales, Asparagaceae.